AUGAUUAUAAUUAACAUUCAUAAUUGUGUGAUCUUCUCAAUUGUAGUUGCUUUUAAAUUAGCAUUGUGUAAUGAAAUUUUAGAUAUCUCAAAUCCAGACCAUCAAAGAAUUUUUGAAGCUGUUACAGAAUCUAAUCAACUUUAUUCAAAAAUUACAUUCUGCCCAAGAGCCGGACUUGUAGUCAAAUCGGUAAAAGAUUCAGUUCCAAAUCAAACUUUGUGGGAUGGACAAACCUCAGGAGGUGAUCUCAAUCUAGUUGAUAUUUACACUCUUAAUGGAAAUAAAAAAAUAGCAUUGUUGAGCACAUUUUACCCUGAUGGGUAUCGAUCAAGUUAUUUUGAAAAUGUAAAUUACAGUUGGAAUGAGAUUCCACUCAAUAGGUUUUACUCAUUGUUAGAUCAAAUUAAAAAUUCUGUAAUAUUUGAUCUUUUGAAUCCGUUUGAAGAGGAAAAUUAUGAUUUGGAGAUCAACUACACUUCUGGUCUAGCUGAAUGGGUCCUGACACCAAAAGAUAAUAUUUAUGUGCAUCAGGUCAAACAAGCCAAUCAAAUUAUCUGGCAACGUGAAAAUUUUGAAGAUAAAUGUUUUAAAAUAAUAUUUCACGGUGAUACUCAAACAUCAAAACUGGUUAAUGUAAACUUAAGACGUGGACAAGAAGGAUCACAAUUGUUUUUUGAAAAAAAAGAUGAUGGAUGGCAGCCAGUUGAAAAAGAACAAUUUUACCAAAAAUUAAAUCAGUUGGAUGCAGAAGCUCUGGCAGAAAUAGCUGACGAAUUUGAUGAAGAAAUUCCAUGA
Molecule: messenger RNA, 795 nt
Organism: Theileria parva strain Muguga
Lineage: Eukaryota; Apicomplexa; Aconoidasida; Piroplasmida; Theileriidae
Exons: 1
Coding region: 1-795 (264 amino acids)
Source: RefSeq, a predicted model, not a curated record